ACAAUUAAAAAUGAGCAGCUUUGUUCGAUAAAAAGUUUUUGUUUUUGUCACGGACCCGGCUCUGGAGGACUCGGGGGUCCGUGAGCAGGAUGGACCAUUAUUAUUAUUAUUAUUAUUAUUAUUAUUAUUAUGGUUAUUUGGGGAUGUGUGUUUGUCUGCACAAUGCUGUGUUAUUCUGUGGUCCACUCGUUAUAUGUAUAGGCAGGGUGUGGGUGUAUAGGUGUGGCUGUAGGAUGGAGGACAGCCACCUGCAGGCCUGAUGGGUGUGGCCCUGCUGGAGGACUGGCCACACCUGAAGUCCCUGCCACACACCUGCUGCUGAUCAGGGCUCGUCGGGGGAGCUAUUUAGGAGAGUGUUGGAGCUCCCACCGGCGCGGGAUCAUUAAGCUAGACUCCAAGUGGAACGAGGGACCAGAAGGGCAGCACGCACAGGGUGUGCAGAAACACAACUGCCGGGAGCACGAGCACGGACGUCAGAGGGGAACACACACACGGGAGUCUAGGGAGCAAAGGGGGUUUAUUGUGCAUCUGUUACCUCACUGUAAAUAAAGAGCACCGUUUGCAUUGCAGAGUACCGCGACUGGGUCCUCCUUUCCCCACAUCCCCACGGUCUGCCAGCCAGACCGUGACAGAAUGAUCCCGCCAAGCAUGGACCCAGCGGUCUCUGAGGAGAGGCUCAGGAGGGAGGUUAUGGACAGAGUUUAUAGACUGUGUGAAUUGUGGUGGGAGAAGCCCGCGGAAAUGUUGCGUCGCGCCGUGGAGAGGCGGCUGCAGGAGACGCUUUUUAAGUUUCCCUGGCUGAUGGACUCCCUCAAUGCAGUCGUCCUGGAUUUCCUGCUCUCAACCCUCCACCUCCACUCUCCUACUCAGGCUGCUCACCAGCCCGGUCAGCUGGUGGAUGCACAGCCUGACACGCCGGCCCCGACGUCUAUCCGAAAACGACGUUCGCGCCGCCGGCGUUCCUCACCGCAGCCGAAUUUCCGGACGUCUCAAGAGCCGGCUGUGGUGAGUAGUACGGACAGUUUUUCAUUUCCCUCACCAUCUGUUUGUGUGUCUGCAGUGGACGAUGACGCUGCCGUAAGCUGUCUGACAGCGCAAGCAACAUCGCCUCGGUCGGAGGUCUCCACACCACUCGCUGCUUCACCAUCUGCAGUUGUAGCGCCGCCGUCAUCUCAUCCGCCUGCAGUCACCCUUCUGCCAUCUUCUUCACCGGCUGCUACGUCGCCACCCGGACCUGCCCUGCCCGAGCAGGAGCUCAGCGAGCCGGAGGAGCUCGCACCGCCCGAGCAGGAGCUCAGGGAGCCGGAGGAGCUCGCGCCGCCCGAGCAGGAGCUCAGGGAGCCGGAGGAGCUCGCGCCGCCCGAGCAGGAGCUCAGCGAGCCGGAGGAGCUCGCACCGGAGGAGCUCGCGCCGCCCGAGCAGGAGCUCAGCGAGCCGGAGGAGCUCGCGCCGGAGGAGCUCGCGCCGGAGGAGCUCGCGCCGCCCGAGCAGGAGCUCAGCGAGCCGGAGGAGCUCGCGCCGCCAGCUGGGGAGCCAGUGCCGCAGCAGCUCAGCGAGCCACCUUAUACUCCACCUGCAGCUACCGCAUCACCAUCUUCGCCUCCGGAUCAACCAUCUGUAGCCACACCGCAGCCGGAGGAGCAGCUCGGCGAGCCGGAGGAGCAGCUCGGCGAGCGGGAGGAGCUCGCGUCACCAGCAGAGGAGCUCGGCGAACGGGAGGGGCUCGCGUCACCAGCUGAGGAGCCUGCGCCACUGCUGGAGGAGCUCAGCGAGCAGGAGCCGGGGCUGGAGCCCUGCGAGCUGGAGCAGGAGCUCGGAGAGCGAGAGGAGCCCGCGCCGCCAGCUGAGGAGCUCAGCGAGCCGGAGGAGCCAGCACCGCUGCCAGAGGAGCUCAACGAGCCGGAGGGACCAGUGUUGCCAGCAGAGGAGCCCGGCCAGCGGAAGACCUCAGCAAGCCGGAGGGACCUCCACGUGUGGUGCGCCCUCCAUGCCAUCCACGUGUGGCGCGCCCUCCACGCCAUCCACGUGUGGCGCGCCCUCCACGUGUGGCGCGCCCUCCACGCCAUCCACGUCCAGCGCGUCCACGUCGGCGACCAGCGCUUCAUCGGCCAUGUGCCACACCUCGCUGUUGCUCGCUGGAGUAGCGCCGCCGUCACUGGACCCGGGGCAAGCCGCCGGAGGAGCAGCAGCGCCGCCGCCGCCGUCACUGGACCCGGGGCAGGCCACCGGAACCGUUUCGCCGCUGCUACCGGACCUGUGGCAGGCCACCGGAGGUGCAGCUCUGCCGCCACUGGAUCAGUGGCAGGCCCCCAGAACCGUUUUGCUGCUGCUGCCGGACCCGUGGCCGUCCGCCGGAGCUGCAACGUUGCCGUCAUUGCACUAGAGGUGUUUUGUGCCAGAAAUGGAGUGUCCACUGAAGACUGAAGAUACUGAAUCUCUACGCCAUGCCAUUGAGCUGUCUUGUGCGUUCAUCUAGACAAGAGACAUUUACUUGACCACUCUCACAUGCUCUGUACCUACAUCACCAUACCUGACAGUCAUAGCUUGGCCCAUCAGAGGGUGAAAUCAUAAGUAUGUGUUAUUUUGCAAAGUGCUCUCUAGGGUUCCUAAAUAAAAUAUGGCAUUGA
This is a messenger RNA of Oreochromis niloticus (Nile tilapia), 2627 nucleotides long. RefSeq names its product fibrous sheath CABYR-binding protein-like. Bases 634 to 2424 code for a protein of 596 amino acids. The transcript is spliced from 3 exons. The record is from RefSeq and is a predicted model, not a curated record. Lineage: Eukaryota; Metazoa; Chordata; Actinopteri; Cichliformes; Cichlidae.